AUGGACUCCUCACGACGGAUAUCGUAUGCGAUAGUCCUCGCAUUUACGAUACCCACAUUUGCCCAUUUUCUAGAUCCUAUUUUGACCUCGGCUGUGAUUGAAGCUAGACAGGCUGUCGAGACUCCGACUCCAACUCCGACACACCCACGACAGUAUCCCAGGGACGAAGCAGACAAUCUAUCCACGUACACAGUCACAUACGCCCCAAACUCGACGUGCGGCUAUCUGUCGGGAUCUGUUCAAAUUCCCAUCACUUGUGAAAACAAAGGCAUCUGCCUGUGGGAGUUGGAGUACUUCCGGUUCAUUGCCUGCGAGAUCGACAAAGACACUGGGCUCGCGCGUACAAAAUGCCUGCAGAGGGACGAGGCUCUCGACCCUGUUCUCUGA
This is a messenger RNA of Ilyonectria robusta, 387 nucleotides long. RefSeq lists its product as uncharacterized. NCBI's taxonomy places the organism in Eukaryota, Fungi, Ascomycota, Sordariomycetes, Hypocreales, Nectriaceae. The record is from RefSeq and is a predicted model, not a curated record. The transcript has a single exon. The coding region runs from base 1 to 387 and encodes 128 amino acids.